AUGUCAUUCAAGCUUUCGAAGAGGCUGAGCAGCAAGAAGAAAAAGCCACCAAAGGACAAUGUCCAGAAUGACAUUCUACAAAAGCUUGGCCUGGAUACUUACAGCACUGCUCCACUUGACCCAGCAUCUAUAUUAGAUAUCAGUACAUGGACUUUGGAGGAGAAAGCUCCUCUGGAGGUCAAAGAUCUGCCCAAUGCUUUCCUCCGCCGACUUUGGUUGCUUAGUCAAGAUGCCCGGAGUCCUCGAUGCCUGUCACAACAAGACAAUCCUAACAAUGACGAUAACUUACCUGGGGAAAAGUUCAAUGGAAAUGACGAUGAGGGUCAAUUUGCCAUCAAUUCCAUUGAUCUUGUAACGUCUGUCUAUAAGUCUGCUAACUCUUUUCUCCAGCAAGACAUGACUGUUCGUAUGGUGCAAUGCCAGUUCGCUGUACCUCUAGUUAUUCCAAGCACUGAUCCUGCAGAACCUAGUAACUUCCUUAUGUGGCCCCUUCGAGGUGUUUUUAGCCAGUGGAGGUCUCAUGCUCUGGAUGGAAAUGCAAGAGUCCAAGAAAGCAAUUUGGCAAGCAUAAGCAUGCCGAUGGUGUCCUGUGUGAGGCUGGGCCGUUGCAGUAUCUCCAAGUCCCAGACGCUAAACUACGUCCUAAAUGGACUCCAAGCACAUCAGGAAACAUUUGUCCACAAGGGCAUGGAGGGAGGGAAAAUACCUCGAAGAAUAUCCAAUGGCUUGGUAGAGAUUGGAUGGCAUCUACCCAGUGGAGAAAUUGACAAAGAUGUAUUCCCUGUUCCAGUAGUGGUCUCUAAUCUACGUGGUGAUGCCAGCACACAUGAAAAAAGCCUCAGUCUUCUAUGUCAAGCAUCUUCAGCUGUGGUUGUUUUCUGCGGAGAUCUUAGGGAAAGAGAAAAACAACUUCUUGUGUCCUGCAUAAAUAUGGCAAGUAAGAUUAUCCUGAUUGACCUUACAGACAUGGAAAUGAAAAAGGAAAGUACAGUGGGAUUUGUUGAUGUGAGUCUCAAGCAGCAGAUGGGGCUCCCUGAAGAGAAUGUGCUUUCUGGAAGCAAUUUGACAGAGGAGGAAGUGGCUAAUGAGCUGUGUAAAACCCUGAAAAGUAUGUUGCCAGAUAAACUGAAAUUUGUUACACUGGAGGCAGCAUCAAAGCUAGCAUUAGACAUAGGCCUAAGUGUGGAUGAAGGUCCAAUCUGUAAAAAGGCAAUGGCCAUUGUGGAGGAAAUGCUGACAGGUUUAGACCAGGGAUAUGCCGAUUUUCGGAUGAAACAGCUACCUUUGCAGGGGCAAAUGUGGGGCAAAUUGGCAAAACUGGACAAAGAUGAAUGUAAACAGAAAAAACAAGGGAAAGAAAUAGACCCCGAACUGCAAAGAGAGAAGAAAGACGUCAUAGCCCACUUGAGCAGCUAUAAAAUGACACCUGCUAUGAAGAUUUUCAUUGACGCUCUUUUUACAAGGGAUAAAACAGAGAGGACUUUUUUCCUCACUUGGCUUAAACUGAGGCUUCACCUGAUGCAGAUUGAAAAACAAAAGCAAACAGAAACGGAAGAUGGCAUGCCUGAACCUUUGGAAGAGUUUGGAAAUGGAGACCGUGAGAGUGUGGCAGACAGUGAUAGCUUUUGCUCUGUAUCAACAAUAGAUGAGAAGACUGAAGAUCCACCUGUAAGCACAGAGCCGCAGGCUUCGGAAGAGCACUGCUCUAAUGAGGAAAUAUCACAUCAGAUCUCGGAUGAUCAAACAUGUCAUGUAGAUACGGCAGAAAAUGGCACUUGGAACUGUGGAGGAGAACAUCAUGAUCAAUUAGAGCCCACAAGCACUCAGUCAGAUUCAGCUUCUUCUGCUAAAUUACAGAUGAGCGAUGAAGCAUCAAAUGAAGCACACAAAACCUUGUUUUCCCACCUACCUGAACCUGAUCCACCCUCACUAGGUCCUGAGCACUUUUUGCGCGAGAUGGGCCUCAUUUUUGAGCUAACACAUAUCAGCCCCAGUAGUGGGAAUCAAAAAGUGUUGGGUUUGCCGAGUUUAGCCACAGAUCUACUUUUGUAUGGGGUUCCUCUUGAAAUAUUGGAUGGAGAUGCCUCAAAUAUCCCUUUAUGCUGGCUAGGCUGUGUCUUUGCAGAGCUCAAACGCCGACUUCCUCAAGAGCAGUUGAGGAUGCGAGUGCUGACAAAUCUUGGGGUGCAUGAUGCCAUGAAUGGUGAAGUUCUCUCUGCAUCGUUUGGGUUAAAAUUCCCAAAUAGUACUGGAAGAAUGAGUAAAGGGGUUUACAUGAUGGCAUUGUGCGUCCCUGAUAAACUUAAAAUAGACUUAGAGUGUGAUUUUUUGCUUGUAAUUGAUGUGGAGGGUCUCUGUUCAGUCUCAGCUGACAAAACUCCAAAUACAGUUAUCCACGACAAUGAGAUGGCAACUCUUGCAACAGGACUGAGUGACGUUUUACUUCAGAACAUCUCUCCACAUAGUGAUGAGGUUGAAACCACCUUAAGUGUUAUGGUUGGUGCGCUCCUACGCACAAAAGAACAUGACUCCUUACCUAUUUGUCAACUCCUGACCCAGGAUGAGGACCUGAAUAGCAAAUUACAAACCUCACAGUUAAGUCACAUUUCUGAGAUACUACACACUGAAAAUGAGGAUAGUGGAGGUGCUGACAACCAAAGUGGAACCAUGACAAUUACUUGUGUCAAAGGGCCUUGGUCCAACAGGUGUGUCUCUGUUCCAGUUGACACACACUACAGCAAGGCUGUGUUGAAGCUCAAGGAAAAUCUGUUUCAGGCUCUGAAGAGUUGUGCAGCCAAGUCCAAACCCUCAGGUCUGCCAGAAUUCAUGGGGCACCUUUGUGCAAUAUGGGAUGCUGUGAGAUCAGAAUCAUUUUACAUUGGUUUAAAAGACACAGAUAUUGCUUUGGCAUUUGCUUUACUGUGUGCAGAAUUUUCCAUUUGGGAGGCUAGUUUACGGGAAAACAUGGAAAACUGGCUCAGGGAGGCUUCACUGAAAAUCUUUUCCACAAAAGUGUCUGAUGCUGCUGUUCAAAAGGACCUUCUGGAUGAAAUGAAGGAUAAAGCCCGAAAAGAAGUCCAAUCAGAAAUUAACAAAAUGGGGUCAAAAGUAGACACUUAUCUGAAGGAAAAGGAUGUCCUGAAAUCAAAUACUGAGGUAUUCAGAAAAAUCCUAAUGAGCAAUGUGAUUAAACUCCAGAACCAAGUGGAGGAAGAAAUUAUGCAAAGGUUGGAAACAAUCACCGAGAACCAUUGUUCUCUCACCCAACUAAGAAGUUUCGAGAGCUUGCUGGAAGAAGAACAAGAGUUUAAACUGCUUGCUCUGACGGAGACAAGCAAGUCAACAAAAAUUCUCCUUCAGGACAAUGAACUAGAAGAAGAGUUUGAAGAUGUGUGGAGUAAGACGUUAUCUAAAUUCAACUUUAGGCCCUCAGAAACUGAUGACAUUACCUCAGCAGUGUUAGAAACUCUAAGGCAGAAUCUAAUCAGUCGUGACCUCGAGAAACACGAGAAAAAACUUGACACCUUUGGUGAAAACCAGAACUCUGAUUUCCAAGUUUACGAUGAGCACUUUGGAUACCGCAGUAGAUUAAAACAUAUGUUCGAAGACAACAACAGACAGCAAAGAUUGGAAGCUCAAGAAACAGCAUCUAAAGUCAUAGACGAAUGCAAUCAGUUUAUUGCAGAUAAAUGCAGCUUACCCGCAGAUUUCACAUGCAGCUACAUUGUGGAGCUUUUAGAAAAUGUAGAAAAAUCUCUGAAAGAAAAAUCUAUGGAAAUCAGGUCAGCUUUUGAAGUGGAUCUGAAAAUCUAUCUCUGUAAUGCUGCAUGCCAAGACUUCCAAAAGCUACAUGACCGCUUUUCCAAGGACAGGGAACUUUUGAUGAGUAUUUCUGCAAACAAGAAUAGGUACCUGGCGGAGUUUAUCUACCUCUUCAGGAAAAGGGACCAGUGCCAGAGGGUGGCCCGAGCAUUCACGUCCAUGAUUAUUAAGCCAACAGUGCUUGACUACAUCAAUGGACCGUUAGGGGUGCAAAUUGCAGAGGAAAUUAAAGACAAAGCUGUGCAGUAUCAGUCUCCACAAGCUUUCCAACGAAGUCUACUGGAAGAGCUAAUAAAAGAGGACCAUUUUGGGAGCUUUGUAGAAUAUUUGUUGACAUAUGAUAUCUUUAGACAGAGGAAGAUCCACGAGACAGUGGUGGCUCACCUCUCUGAGUCAAAAAUCUUGGGUAAAUGGAGGCAACAGAGACUAGGAGAAAUAGUAGGGAAGGUUGCAUCAGCUGUGAGCCAAAUAACAGAAGGCAGCAACGGAAUAUUGAGUGACACAAAGCCACUGCUUGAGACAGUGUGUCUCAUUUUAGAAGGAGAUUCACAUGUUUGUGUCACCAAAGAACCUCUGGAUGGACCGCUCUUUAGCAUCACCACAGAGUGGGAUCGUUUCGUCAAAUGUUUGAUAGAGUUACUGGCCACGUUGCGUCUGGAUCUGGUCCAGGAGUUCUCCCAAAAUGUGAACAUCAUCAAGCUUCUCAACUGCCUUCCAGUUCAGCCCCAAGAUUAUCUUUUCAAAAGAGUAAAAGGCUGUGCCGAGCAGUGUCCUCUGUGCGGAGCCCCCUGUGAGAAUGAGGAACUUGGGCAUGAGAUUCACAAGGCUUCGCUCCACCGCCCCAAAGGCUUGUUGCCCAAUGACUCUCAUUCAGUGCCCAGUACCAGUUGUACAAACCAAAGCAACACCAAAGACCCACAGGAUCUAUCUAUGAUAUGCAAGGACGUCCAUUCUCUACAUCCAAACUGGAGCAAUUCCUCUGAUGACCCAAAGAGCCAGAAAGGCAGUCAUUACUGGAGGUAUGUGUUGGCAAGAUUCAAUGAAAAGUUUGCAGAGGAAUUCAAUCAGGAGCCGGCAAUGAUUCCUGAAGAGUGGAAGAAGAUCACUCAAGAGGACGCUUUAGACAGUCUAAAGGAGGUCUUUCCCAACAAAGACGAUAGCUAA
Molecule: messenger RNA, 4986 nt
Organism: Menidia menidia (Atlantic silverside)
Lineage: Eukaryota; Metazoa; Chordata; Actinopteri; Atheriniformes; Atherinopsidae
Source: the annotation of a GenBank genome assembly